This is a messenger RNA of Thamnophis elegans (Western terrestrial garter snake), 2968 nucleotides long. It is a transcript of the gene CNGB1, whose product is annotated as cyclic nucleotide gated channel subunit beta 1. Gene Ontology annotation, biological process: monoatomic cation transmembrane transport; retina homeostasis. The record is from RefSeq and is a predicted model, not a curated record. Gene Ontology annotation, molecular function: intracellularly cGMP-activated cation channel activity; protein-containing complex binding; cGMP binding. NCBI's taxonomy places the organism in Eukaryota, Metazoa, Chordata, Lepidosauria, Squamata, Natricidae. Gene Ontology annotation, cellular component: photoreceptor outer segment; plasma membrane; intracellular cyclic nucleotide activated cation channel complex.
AUGUCCAGGCCAACCCGCGCUGUCGAGCUGGUUCGCCUGGUGCCCAAGAAGCUGCGCUGUCAUCUGCAUGCCUCCCUUUCCUGCUCAGCCGUCGUGGAAGAGUUGCCCAAUGUCCCCAGCUACCACAGCUCUGCUCCUCCCUCCCACAUCCCUGUCCUCGUCCCUAGGAAAGCGAAGGCUGGCCUGAGCAACCCCGGUUUUCGGAAGGAAGAAGCUUCCUGCUUGGCCAUCGGGGGACAACCAACAGGCAAAUACCCCACGGUGAAGUUUCCAAAGGUGGAUUCUGGCUCUUCCAGGCUGCCAAUACCGGCCUCCCAAGCUCGACCAUCUGCCCCAAAGAGCUUGCACACCCUCGCUGUGCCACCUACGCCAAAGGCUCCCAAGAGGAGGAAAUCCUCUUCCCAAGAAGUAAAUGUGGAGGAGCUGAGACUGUCCCCAGUCAAUGCCUGGCCAGACCAGUCCAGUCCACAGGAAGAACCCAGCAGCCCCCCCAGACGGGGCAGCUCAGCGCCAGCCAGAGUAGCGCCAUCAUCAAACGAUCGGCUGCAGGAGUGGGUGCGGCUCUUCAAGGACCGAACUGAGAAAGUCAAAGAGAAGCUGACGGACCCCGACGCCUCCUCCGAGGAUGAGACCCCUGCAGCCUCUCCUUCCAAAGAGAAAAUCUCAGAGGAGAAAGACAAAAAAGCCGAGGAAGAUGGAGAGGGGCGUUUCCACGAAAUUCUUUGCUGCAGGUUUAAGUAUCACCCCUUCCUCUGCCACAUGAGGAAAGUCCAGUUCCCCAGCAGUAUUGACCCUUCCUCCAAUCUGAUGUACGUGUUGUGGCUCUUACUUGUGGUCCUGGCGUGGAACUGGAACUGCUGGCUGAUUCCGGUCCGCUGGGCUUUCCCAUAUCAAUCACCUGAGAAUGUCUAUUACUGGAUGGCUAUUGACUACUUCUGUGAUUUCAUCUACUUCCUGGACAUCGCCGUCUUUCAGGUCCGCCUGCAGUUUGUCCAUCAAGGAGAUAUUAUUACUGAUAAGAGAGCCAUGAGGAAGAAUUACCUGAAGUCCCAUCGUUUUAAGAUGGAUGCCCUCUGCCUUCUCCCCCUGGAUUUCUUCUACUUCAAGGUUGGCGUGCAUCCUCUCCUGCGCUUGCCUCGCUGCCUAAAGUACCUGGCCUUCUUUGAGUUUAACAACCGCCUGGAAGCUAUUUUGAGCAAGGCCUAUGUUUACAGAGUCGUAAGGAUUACGGCCUACCUGCUCUUCAGCCUGCACCUGAACUCCUGCUUGUACUACUGGGCCUCCUCCUUCCAGGGGAUUGGCUCCACUGCCUGGGUCUACGACGGCAGAGGAAACAGUUACAUCCGUUGUUAUUACUGGGCUGUCAAGACGCUCAUCACCAUCGGGGGGCUGCCGGACCCCCACAACAUCUUUGAGAUCGUUUUUCAGCUUCUCAAUUACUUCACAGGUGUCUUUGCUUUCUCAGUGAUGAUCGGCCAGAUGAGGGAUGUUGUUGGUGCUGCCACAGCAGGACAAUCGUACUAUCGGAGCUGCAUGGAUAAUACCAUAAAAUAUAUGGCUUUGUACAGAAUUCCCCGUUCGGUUCAGAACAGAAUCAAAACUUGGUAUGAAUAUACUUGGCAUUCCCAAGGCAUGCUGGACGAAUCCGAGCUGCUCUUUCAGCUGCCCGAAAAGAUGAAGCUGGACAUCGCCAUCGACGUGAACUACAGCAUUGUGAGCAAAGUGCCGCUCUUCCAGGGCUGUGAUCGGCAAAUGAUUUUUGACAUGCUGAAGAGGCUGCGAUCCGUGGUGUACUUACCUAACGACUACGUGUGCAAAAAGGGAGAGAUCGGCCGGGAGAUGUACAUCAUUCAGGUUGGACAAGUCCAAGUACUUGGGGGACCGGAUGGGAAAACUAUUCUUGUGACCCUGAAAGCCGGCUCUGUGUUUGGAGAAAUAAGUUUACUAGCUGUGGGAGGUGGAAAUCGUCGUACCGCUAAUGUUGUGGCACAUGGAUUUACUAACCUUUUCAUUCUGGAUAAGAAGGAUUUGAAUGAAAUUCUGGUGCACUAUCCAGAGUCCCAAAAGCUGCUGCGGAAGAAAGCUAGGCGAAUGCUGAGGAACAACACCAGGCCCAAAGAAGAGAAGGUCCUCAUCAUCCCUCCCAGGGUUGGGACCCCCAAACUCUUCCAAGCCGCCCUGGUGGCUGCAGGCAGAAUGGGGGGCAAAGGCAGACUGGCUCACCUCCGCUGGAAACUGAAGGAGCUGAAGGCAAUCCAGGCUGCCACUUCCACACCAGUUGUCCCCAAGUCAGCAGCUAGCCAUGAUUCACCAGCUGGUUCCCCCAAGCCCAACAACUGUGGAACAGAGACGAAGACCUCCAGGAGUCCCAAUCAUCCUGUUCGGGUUUCCAUGAGUCCCACCCCUGCUGGGGAUGAAGAGGUUCUCUUGGUGGAAGUCUUAGAAAAAGGGGAACCUAAGUAGAAGAACCAGAUGAGCCUCCCUAUCUGUGCAAGUCCUUGCUAGUUGCAUUUGCACGGAUUGGGCAGCCAUUCAAAAUAAGCUCUAAUGUUGUGCUAUUAAGUCAGCUGAGAGGGAGACCCCCUAUGCUUUUUUACACUUUAUUUAGAGAACAAGUUUGGCGUCAUGGCUGAGGCAUCAGGCUAGAAACCAGGGGACUCUGAGUUCUAGUCUCCCUUAGGUAAUGGUAAACAACUCCUGAAAAACCUUGCCAAGAAAACUGCAUGGACUUGUCCAGAUAGUCCAUGAGAAUUGGGACGCGACUGAACGAAGGGGAAAAAAAACUUUACACAACGAGCUAUUUAACUGCAUCUUUAGAAGAAUUUCAGCAAAAAUCCAAGAGAAAUUAGAGCAAGUGAAAUCUCUAUUAAGCAAUGUUGGCUUUAUGCAGGUUCCAAAUGUACAGUAAAUAUAUUUGUUCAAAACACCUUCUGUUGUGUGGCCUUUUAAUGUAUUUGCACAGCACAAA